UUGAAUUAGACGAGGAUUGCUUUUUGAGAAGGUCAUCACUUGGUUGUUGCACUGAAACUUAUUGUACAUAGUAUUUCAAUUAGAAUACUUGUCCUUGUCCUUGUGGUUCAGAAGGAAUAGCAAUUGAGUGGCACUGUGGUAGUGGUUUUUGUUAAGAUGGAGAAAGAAUGGCUGCAAUUUGAUAGAUUUAAGGAUGAAUACAGAGUGGGAGCUCGUAUGUUUGUGGAUAAAGCAAGGGCAGAUUAUGGGAAUUCUGAAGAUGAGAUUAUAUGCCCAUGUAUCAAAUGUAGAAACUCUGAACACCACCACUUUGAGAUAGUCUAUGAGCACUUGGUAACAAGAGGAAUGGAUCCUACUUACAAAAUUUGGAUUUGUCAUGGUGAAACAGGAAGUGAAUCCAAUCAUGAAGAUCUUGAGAUUCCUGAGACAUAUAAGUUGUUUAAGGAUUUAUGUUUUCAACAUGAUGAAAAUGAUGAAGAUGAUGAAGAUGUAGAUGACACUAUUGAGACUAGAGAGGCAGAAAUUUUAAAUUUAGUAAGAGAAGCUGAAACUCCCUUGUUCUUUGGCUGUACAAACUAUACGAAGAUGUCAGCAUCAGUUGCUUUAUUGAAGAUGAAAGCAAGACAUUAUUUGACUGAUAUUGCUUUCGAUGACAUUCUUCGCACUAGCCGUAGUUUCUUACCGGAAGAUAACACACUUCCAGAGUCCUUAUAUUCAAUGAAGAAGCUAGUGAAGGCAUUUGAUCUUGGAUAUGAGAAGAUACAUGCAUGUGUCAAUGAUUGCUGUUUAUUUAGAAAAGAUUUGCAGCAUCUGGAAAAUUGUCCAAAGUGUGGUGCUUCAAGAUGGAAACUUAAUGAAAGCAGUUCUAAAAUUCAAAAAGGCAUCCCUGCAAAAGUUUUGCGUUACUUUCCAAUAAUACCAAGGCUUAGGAGAAUGUUUGCUAUUACUGAAACAGCAGAACAAUUAAGGUGGCAUUCGAAUAAUAAGAGUCAAGAUGGUAAGAUGAGACAUCCUGUUGAUGCAUUAGCAUGGGAAACAAUAAAUAGAAGGUGGCCAUCUUUUGCAUCAGAUCCUCGAAAUAUCAGAUUUGGCCUUGCUACCGAUGGGUUUAAUCCAUUUCAUGAUCUUAGGUCUACGUACAGCUGUUGGCCAGUCAUUUUGACAAUAUAUAACUUGUCUCCAUGGUUAUGUAUGUCUAAAGAAAGUCUCAUGUUGACGUUACUCAUACCAGGUCCUAAGCAACCGGGUAACGAUAUCGAUGUUUAUUUGGCACCACUAGUCUGGAAGGAUAAUCUUUUCCCUCCAACAUAUCCUCCCAGUCCCUACCCUAUCCCGCCAUUUUAACACCACUUCUCCUUUCCCAGCCCUUUAACACCAAAGCUUAACGGUGAGCCUCUUCCACCACCACAGCUCAAUCCACCGUCCACGUGUCCUCAGAACCCAGCCGAUCCCCGACCGCACCCUCGUCAACCUCCAAUUGGUGCCGAAGGAUCCUCUAGCCGGCGCCGUGAAAUCCCGAGAUCUCAAAAGGGCUCCAAGCAAUGAUCUUGAAAAUAGAAGAUGUGCACUUUUGAAUUGGAACAAUUAUGAAGAAGAUGAAGUAGUGGCUGAAGGGAAGAUCUCUUCAACAAAUCCAAGUACAAAAGUUCAUUGUGUGCCUCUUGGACGAGAUUGUUAGAAGGUUUGGGCUGAUGUGGUGUUUGAUAAGUAUCAGACUAUGGAAGUGUAUAGAGCAACCAUGGAUGCCAAACAACUUGGUGAAGCUGUAGGAAGCACUCUUGCAUGGCCCAAAAGCUCCAUUAAAAUGCUCCCUUAGUAGUUGAAGUAGCAGGUACAUUUUGCUUUACUAGAGAAUAUAUGUAGGUCAGGAAGUACCAUGCAUGUUUUGUCAAUGCUGAUGAACAAAGAAUCUAGUACAAAGUUUUGUAAAGAACAUAUGUAUAAGAGAAUGUGGCACUCCGCACUCCUAAUGAAAUGUAUAUUUUUCAUACAUGGUUAGUGUGUAUUAAU
Molecule: messenger RNA, 2010 nt
Organism: Rosa rugosa (rugosa rose)
Lineage: Eukaryota; Viridiplantae; Streptophyta; Magnoliopsida; Rosales; Rosaceae
Exons: 2
Coding region: 157-1344 (395 amino acids)
Source: RefSeq, a predicted model, not a curated record